UAAUCAGCCAAACAUUAAGAACAGCUGCCGUUUGCAAGAAAAGUGGAUUAAUUUCAGACACUCUAAAGAAAAUUACUGUUAAACAUUUAAAAUGACAAAUGUUUGCGAUAAUUCGAGACCAUACUGGUCGGACGAGGUGAUUAUUUUUGUUAUUACGACAAUUCGCAACACACCGUAUAUGUGGGACAAGACCCAUAAAGAUUACAGUAUACGUUACUUAAAACACAAUUUCUGGAAGAACCUAAGAUGGACUCUGGAAAAAAGAUUCAAAUUUCGAGCCUAUACAAAUGAGUUGGCCAGAAAAUGGCUUAAUCUAGCAUCCUACUACCGGCUACAACAGAAGGCAAUUUUCGAUGCAAAAGCUCGCGGAGCACAGCCGGAGGAAAUAAAGCGUUUGGAAGGUUGGAAAUUCUUUCAACAACUGAAAUUUCUGCCCUUUGUUGUCUACGAUAAAAACAGUGUGGAUGCGGAAAAUCUAUAUGACAGCACGCACUCGGACGACUCGGAUAAUGUGAGCUCCAGGGCACUGGAAGAAAACCAGGCUGUCAACGAGCACAAAACCGAACCUGGCAGUCCCUUGGAGUCAUCCUCCGAGCGAACUCCAAAAGUGCAGCCAAUAAAUAAAAGUUCUAAACAAAUUGCAAUUGAGGAAUUGAAUGUGCCAAUGGAGAAUAUUGAGGCGGAAGUCGAAGAAACAACACCAAUUGCUAUAGAGCCCGUGAUAGAUGAUACACAAAGCACUCCCAGUUUUCACUAUGGCAUGGCUAUUGCUCAGGAUGUUUUUGAGCUGGAUGAGAACUUAAAAAUUGAUGCUAAAAUGGAAAUUAUGCAAGUAAUUGUUAAAUACCAGAAACAACAACUGCACCGCACAGUAAUGAAUCUUGCCGGCAGCUAAGCAUUUGCAAUAAAUUAUCUUAGUAUUUAUAUUAUUUA
Drosophila virilis is the source of this 933-nucleotide messenger RNA. RefSeq lists its product as uncharacterized. NCBI's taxonomy places the organism in Eukaryota, Metazoa, Arthropoda, Insecta, Diptera, Drosophilidae. The record is from RefSeq and is a predicted model, not a curated record.